Messenger RNA from Amborella trichopoda, 1320 nucleotides. RefSeq names its product ASF1 like histone chaperone (gene SGA2). Gene Ontology annotation, cellular component: nucleus; chromatin. Gene Ontology annotation, molecular function: histone binding. The record is from RefSeq and is a predicted model, not a curated record. NCBI's taxonomy places the organism in Eukaryota, Viridiplantae, Streptophyta, Magnoliopsida, Amborellales, Amborellaceae. Gene Ontology annotation, biological process: DNA replication-dependent chromatin assembly.
UAAAUCAACACAAAAUAAAUAAAAAGAAAGAAAAAGCUUGUAUGUAUUUGGUUAAUAAAGAUACUAACUAGGGUUUUGGUCUAGGGUUUCGUUUGUCUGCAACUUUCAUGGCGUUGUCCUGAUUUCAUUGGUUUUCUCGACGAUGAGUGCCGUCAAUAUAACAAACGUCACGGUCUUGGAUAACCCUGCUGCUUUCCUCAACCCCUUUCAGUUUGAGAUUUCAUAUGAGUGCUUGCUUCCCCUUAAAGAUGAUCUGGAAUGGAAGCUCAUAUAUGUUGGUUCGGCCGAAGAUGAGACAUAUGAUCAGCUGCUGGAGAGUGUGCUUGUGGGGCCGAUCAAUGUUGGAAAUUACCGAUUUGUAUUCCAGGCUGACCCACCAGAUCCCACAAAGAUCCCUGAUGAGGACAUCAUUGGUGUGACUGUGCUGCUUUUGACCUGCUCUUACAUGGGUCAGGAGUUCAUCAGAGUAGGUUACUAUGUGAACAAUGACUAUGAUGAUGAGCAGUUGAGAGAGGAACCUCCCCCCAGGGUUUUGAUUGAUAGGGUGCAGAGGAACAUAUUGGCCGACAAGCCCAGGGUUACGAAAUUCCCCAUCAAUUUUCAUCCGGAGAGCGCUGACUCCACAGAUGCUCCUCCCCCUUCAUCUCCUCCAUCUUCUGAGAAUCCCAUAGAAGAACCACAAACAGAGCCUUCUGCUAGAUUGGAUACCUGAAAAGGGAAAAAACAGCUUUACUUGACCUAAUUUACACUGGGUGUGUUAAACGGAGUUAACCACUGAAGCCUUAUGGGAAAGCAAAGAGAGCCCUAGUACAAGAAAAUGCAACGAUGUGAGGGUUUGCCUAAUGAGCAAGUUGGGUCCAAUCUUUGAUUUUCUGAUUAAGCAUUGCCCAUGCCUUGCUUUGCAGAUGUAUGAUGAUGGGUUUCUUGCCUUCUAGCUUCUUUUGCGUCUCCCACCAACUUUUCUCUGGUUAUUGUGAAGCUUCUUGCGACAUUUGAACAACUAUGGUGAUAUAUAAAUCUUGUGACGUCACAAUUUGGACACCUAACCGUAUCCAUGGGUGGUGUAACCAAAGUUUGUUUGAUCAGAGCAGUGUGAUUUUGUUAAGUGUGAAUUAGCAUAGUAUUCUGAGACCAAGACUGCUUGAAUUUUCCUCUUUUAUUUGGAUUUUUCAUUAUUUUGUCAUCCACAGGAAGUACAGGUUUUUGAAUUUCUGAGCCAUGAAUUGAUGCCUUUAGAUCAUGGGUGAUACACUCUCUCUCUCUCUCUUUCAAAUUUGGGUUGUAAUGAGCAGUAUGUGGAUGCAAUAUUUUCGUUUCAAA